This is a messenger RNA of Fibroporia radiculosa, 1185 nucleotides long. RefSeq lists its product as uncharacterized. Gene Ontology annotation, molecular function: hydrolase activity, acting on ester bonds. The record is from RefSeq and is a predicted model, not a curated record. Lineage: Eukaryota; Fungi; Basidiomycota; Agaricomycetes; Polyporales; Fibroporiaceae. Gene Ontology annotation, cellular component: cytoplasm. Bases 1 to 1185 code for a protein of 394 amino acids. The transcript is spliced from 12 exons.
AUGAAGACGUUCAGUGAGAAGGCGGUCCUUGCGUAUUUACUAUACUCGCUCAUCACUUUUGGACUCUUUCACUCGGCAACCGCACUUCCCAUUACACUCAAUGACGAUCCACUUCCACCAGCUACCGCUUUAGAAGUCGCGAUGCAUCCGGACGCCUUGAACCCUUACCCGUCUAAACCCCGUGUAAGAUUUCGCAAUGAUGGGACUUUCAAGAUAACUGUGUUCGCGGACUUGCACUUCGGCGAGAAUCCUUGGGACGAAUGGGGGCCACAGCAGGAUAUCAACAGCACAGCGUUAAUGCGCCGUGUGCUUGCAGACGAGGAGCCAGACUACGUCGUCCUUAAUGGAGACCUUAUUACAGGAGAGAACACAUUCCGGCAGAACUCUACGCACCUCAUCGAUGAGAUAGUCAAGCCGCUGAACGAAGCUAGAAUUCCGUUUUCUUCAACGCAUGGAAAUCACGAUAACGAGCCUAACAUUACGCACAUGGAAGAAAUCCAGCGUGAGCAACUCGUUGCUUCCCUCAGUUACACCCGCACUGCUCCGCCGGGUGUAGGGGGAGAGUCGGGACCCGGUACGUACUGGGUGCCUGUAUAUAGGCGCAUGUCAGAUCCUACACCAAUUCUCAUAUUGUGGUUCUUUGACUCGCGAGGCGGCUUCAGCCCUGGGCCUAACUCGACCCCCGUUCCCGAUUGGGUGGACGAAAGCGUCGCAGGGUGGAUUCAGGAGCAGACGAAGCUUAUGGACUUGGCUUGGGGCCCAGCGAAUGCUGCUCGAGGAGCGCUCGCCUUUAUGCUGCAGUCUGGCCUUAACAGUACCAAAGACCCCGGCCUGAAUGCGGAUGUUUUAGGUUCGGGAUCUACUCAGGCAACAACGAAGCCAUCGAAUAUAGGCGAAGAUUUGGCAUUCUGGCGCGCGCUGAACGGCAAUGUCAAGAAUCUCCACGCGGUCUUUUCUGGACAUGAUCAUGGCAAUGAAUCGUGCGUACGGGAGCCCACGGAAGAUGUGAUAUUCUGCUUCAGUAAGCAUUCUGGGUACGGUGGAUACAGCGAUGCUGGCUGGGGCCAUGGCGUACGCAACAUCCUCUUUUCGUCGCCUGAGCCGGGUGACGCUGUCGAGACGUGGAUUAGACUGGAGAACGGAACGACUCGUGCUCGUGUCAUGCUGAAUGCAGGUUAUGAUUGA